GCUGCGUGAACUUCAUGGUGUUCCGCCAUUACAAUACAGUAAGCGGUUGGCUGCAAAUGCCCAAUCCUACGCCGAAUACCUAGCGAAGUACGAUUUGUUCGAUCAUAGUGAAUGCAAAAAUUACGGCGAAAAUCUUAUCGUCCGCACUGGUCCACCCGACCUUCCGUUAACAGGUGUCGAAGUCUCUCUGCAGGAAGGCGUUCCAUUGGGCGCCCGAAUGAUCCUAAAGUCAGCCAGGAUGACGUAUGUGGCCCCAAGCACGGAGAAAGUUGGCUUUGGCGUGGCACGGAGUAAAGACAAAAAGUCAGUUUAUAUUGUCGCACAUUAUUUUCCUCCUGGAAAUUAUGAAAAGGACUACAAGAAAAAUGUCCUACCACCAGAAGGUGGACGAUUGUUUAAACCUACAAACAAAGACCUUGGUAAGUUUACAGAGGUUUAUUUACUCUCAAAUGCAACUCUUUAG
Molecule: messenger RNA, 463 nt
Organism: Dibothriocephalus latus
Lineage: Eukaryota; Metazoa; Platyhelminthes; Cestoda; Diphyllobothriidea; Diphyllobothriidae
Source: the annotation of a GenBank genome assembly